This is a messenger RNA of Trypanosoma conorhini, 1008 nucleotides long. Its product is annotated as homoserine kinase. Gene Ontology annotation, molecular function: homoserine kinase activity; ATP binding. The record is from RefSeq and is a predicted model, not a curated record. The transcript has a single exon. Lineage: Eukaryota; Euglenozoa; Kinetoplastea; Trypanosomatida; Trypanosomatidae. Bases 1 to 1008 code for a protein of 335 amino acids. Gene Ontology annotation, biological process: L-threonine metabolic process.
AUGUCGAAGCUUCCAAAGAAGGUUGUUCUCCGCGUUCCCGCAACGACAGCGAAUUUGGGCCCGGCGUAUGAUGUGCUUGGCAUGGCUCUCUCCAUCUACAUGGAGGUCACGGUGGAGUACGCGGAUGCAUUCUCGGUACAGCUUGAGGGCGAUGGAAGUGAACAUAUACGCACCGAUCGCGAAAAUUUGUUGGUGAAGGCGUGUGAACUUGCCUUUGAGUACGCGCACAAGGAGAUGCCUCCACUGAGGUUCGCCGUGAAGAGCAAUAUUCCGUUUGGCUGUGGGUGUGGCUCUUCCUCUGCCGCUGCGGUGGCGGGAUUCAUUGCCGGGAUGAAACUCUGCGGACUCACAAUGGAGACAGAAAAGGCGGAGGCCAUUCUGCAAGUGAUCGCCAAGUUUGAGGGCCACCCCGACAAUGCGGCCCCCGCACUGUAUGGUGGUAUUCAACUUGGAUACAAGGACAACACAGGCCGCUUCUUAACUUAUCGCGUUCCAACAACAGCGUCUUUUUCUGUCGUUUUAUUUGUCCCCAAGAACAAGAUGAAGAUGAAUACACAUGCAACACGCAAUCUGAUUCCAACUAGUGUUUCGCUUGAGGAUACAGUCUUUAAUGUUUCUCGCGCCUCCAUCCUUGUGCUGGCAUUCUGCACUGGGAACCUUGACAUACUAAAGUCAUGUGAUGACAAACUGCACCAGCAGCAACGGGCUGACGCCCUUUUCCCUCAUUUUCGUCCCUGUGUCGAUGCCGCCAUGGCUGCUGGCGCCCAGUAUGCCUUUCUUUCAGGUGCUGGACCCACUGUAUGUGCAUUUGUGAGUGGCCGAUACGGCGAUCCCUUGAUCGAGCCAGGGGGCAAACGCAAGAAUGAAGCUGUCGCGGAUGCCAUGCUUCAAGCGGCAAGUGCCGUGGGUAUACCUGGGCGAACCAUACUUACACGCCCAUCCGAGCAAGGGGUCCAUCUCGUUGGAGUGACAUCCCUUCGACCUGAGUUUGAAUAUAUCUCAAUUUGA